AUGCCUGCUUUCGUACGUUUAUAUCCGUCCAGCAGCACCCAUUACUACACUUGUGAAGAAGUAUGUAAUUGUGUGCAAUUUCAGAUGGACUUCCUUCACACUACACCUGUGCUGCAGUUGUCGCAGUCGUCGUCGUCGAACGAGGAGACGAUACAGUCGAAUACUGAAACUCCGCGAUUCGAGAGCAUUGAGAGGCCAUCGCUGUCCUAUAAGGACCUCAUCAUCGAAGCCAUAGAGAGCAGUCCCGAUAAACGAUUAAAGCUCAAUGAGAUAUAUCAGGUAAUCCGUCUAUUGCAUCCUUAUUAUCGUCAUCGACCAGAUCAAUGGGGUUGGCAAAACUCAAUUCGCCACAAUUUGUCACUCCACGACUGCUUCGUCAAAUUACCACUGAAACAGACCUCUGCUAGCGGAGUUGUAGGACAUUUUUGGACCGUAAUACCUGAGCUGAGCGAUAAACAAACUCUUCGCCGACGUAACCGAGCUCCAAAUCGAAGCGGUAAUCGUACGAAAGCAGUUGAUCCGUUAACAGAUGUCGUGAUGACACGAGAAGAAGCCGCUUCUUCUGGAAGCGGGGACACGUCUCCGAGCCCAUCACGUCCUUCCAUAAGUCCUCCAACUGAUUUACCGAAACCGACAGCUAGUUAUGGUGGCAUAGAGAACAUCUUGGGAGACAGUUACAAGGCGUAUGGACAAUCGUUGCUCAACGCUUAUUUCUAUCAACACGGUAGAGUACUCAUUUUUGCGUUUCAGUGUUUGGAAUGCCAAAGUAAAAGUGGACGAAUCUGCUUAAUAAGAAUUUUCACCUAG
Messenger RNA from Angiostrongylus costaricensis, 807 nucleotides. The record is from the annotation of a GenBank genome assembly. NCBI's taxonomy places the organism in Eukaryota, Metazoa, Nematoda, Chromadorea, Rhabditida, Metastrongylidae.